Messenger RNA from Acanthosepion pharaonis, 5739 nucleotides. The record is from the annotation of a GenBank genome assembly. Lineage: Eukaryota; Metazoa; Mollusca; Cephalopoda; Sepiida; Sepiidae.
AUGCCUGGAUUCACUGGAGAUCGAUGUGAGCAAGACAUCAAUGAAUGUGAAUCAAAUCCGUGCCAAAAUGAUGGAACGUGUCUUGAUGAACGUGGAGAUUUCAGAUGUGUUUGUAUGCCUGGUUUCACUGGUGUGACUUGUGCUGAAAACAUUAAUGAGUGUAAUUCACAGCCUUGUGCCAAUUCAGGUAUUUGUGAAGACAAGCAGAAUGAAUACAAGUGCAAUUGCAAACCAGGCUUCACUGGCAAGAGAUGUGAAACUGAUAUUAAUGAAUGCAUUAGUAAUCCUUGUAAUCAUGGUACAUGUAUUGACCAACGGAACAGUUACAAAUGUAAAUGUAAGCCAGGAUAUAAAGGCAUCUCUUGUGCUGAAAAUGUCAAUGAUUGUGCAGGUAUAAACUGUGGAAAUGGUACUUGUGAAGAUGAUGUGUCUGAUUAUACAUGCAGAUGCAACAAAGGUUAUACAGGACGUCACUGUGAGACAGAGAUCAAUGAGUGUGACAAUAAUCCUUGUAAACAUGGAGGCACUUGCAUGAAUGUUCAUGAUUCAUACGAAUGUCGAUGUCCUCAAGGCACUUUUGGCCGCAACUGUGAAAACGACCAAAAUGAAUGUGCUCAAAAUCUUUGUCACAAUAAUGGCACUUGUAUUGAUGGCAUUGAUAAAUUUGAAUGUAGAUGCCUGGCUGGAUUUACAAGUACCUAUUGUGAAACAAAUAUAGAUGAAUGUGCUUCUAAUCCUUGUUUUCAUGGUGGCACAUGCAUUGACCAUAUCAAUGGCUACAAAUGUAUAUGUCCUCAUGGGUAUCAUGAUGCACAAUGCAAGUCUAAUAUCAACGAAUGCCGUAUAAAUCCUUGCAUAAAUGGUGGAACUUGUGUUGAUGGCAUUAAUCGAUAUGACUGUGUUUGCUCCUCUGGCUAUACUGGCCAGGACUGUGAACUGGACAUUCUUGAAUGUGCUUCAAAUCCAUGUCAACAUGGUGGAACCUGUAAAGAACAUCACAAUUACUAUCAGUGCCAAUGCCCACCUGGAUAUACUGGCAUCAAUUGUGAAAUUGAUACUGAUGAAUGUCUUAGUAAUCCUUGUAUCCAUGGAAAGUGCACAAAUGAAUUGAACAUGUACAAAUGUUAUUGUGAUGAUGCCUACACUGGAACAAACUGUGAGACAAAACUUGCCCCUUGCCAGUCUAAUCCUUGUGUUCAUGGAACAUGUAAACCAAUUAAUAGAUAUACAGAUUACCAGUGUCACUGCCCUCCUGGUUUUGAAGGCCGUAAUUGUGAAACUGACCGUGAUGAGUGCUUCAUAAGUGCACCAUGUAGAAACGGAGCAACUUGCAUCAACAAGUUUGGUUCUUAUCACUGCAGGUGCAGACCCGGAUUUGCUGGCAAUAACUGUGAAAUUAAUAAAGAUGAGUGUAAUUCAUCUCCAUGUCAAAAUGGAGGGACUUGUCUUGAUGAUAUUAAUAACUACACCUGUCAAUGCCAAGAUGGAUUUGGUGGUUACCAUUGUGAAACUGACAUUGAUGAGUGUGCUUCAAAUCCAUGUUAUAAUGGAUCUGAGUGUAAAGACUAUGUAAACUCUUAUAUAUGCAUUUGUCAGCCAGGAUUCAGUGGCACUCACUGCAAUCAAAACAAUAAUGAUUGUACAUCCAGUUCCUGUUUAAAUGGUGGCACCUGUAUUGAUGGUGUUAACUCUUAUACUUGCAAGUGUCCUCUAGGUUAUUCUGGUUCCAACUGCCAGACUGCUAUCAAGCCAUGUGAUUCAAAUCCUUGCCACAAUGCUGCUACUUGUGUUGAUCGCAACACAACUUACCAAUGCUUCUGCCCUUAUGGAUUUAGUGGUCCACAGUGUUCAGACUUCAUUGACUGGUGUUCCAAUAAUCCUUGUAAGAAUGGAGGCAGCUGUCAUCAAACAGCCAACGAAUUUAGAUGCAACUGCACAGAGAACUGGACCGGUGUCACUUGUGAUAUUUUACGUACAACAUGUGAAAUAGCAGCUAAAACUAAAGGUGUGAGGGCCAAUGAGUUAUGCAAAAACAAAGGAAAAUGUAUUAACCGUAACCAUAGCCAUAUGUGCAUGUGUCCUCCAGGUACUAAAGGUCAACUCUGUCAAAUCAAUCUCAUUGAAUGCCAUGAUGGUCUUUGUCAUAAUGGAGGAACAUGUAAGGAUAAGGUGAAUGGAUUUGAGUGUAUUUGUCCACCUGGGUUUGUUGGCAACAAGUGUGAAGGUGACAUCAAUGAAUGUCUUAAACAACCCUGUGAUCCUGUUGGGUCUCGAGGCUGUGUCCAACUUGUUAACAACUACCGUUGCAAUUGUAAACCUGGAUGGACAGGUAAAACCUGUUCCAUAUAUCAUGGUACACCUGCCAACCAUUGUCCUGAGAGCAAAUGUUUGAAUGGGGGUGUCUGUAUUAAUCAGAGAUGCCUCUGUCCUGAGGGUUACAAAGGAACCAAUUGUGAAGUACCAUUUUGUACAAGUUCUUACUGUCUAAAUGGUGGAACAUGUGUAACUGUGUCUGAAAGUAUAGAAUGUAGAUGUCUUCCUGAUAUUUUGGGUAAACGUUGUGAAUUUAAUCAAACCCUAUCUGAAAGUGAUUUGCUUAAUCAGCGCAAAAAGAUGUGUCAUGACAGGAACUGUACAGAAAAGGCCAACAAUCACAAAUGUGAUGUUGAAUGCAAUUCAUUUGCUUGUGACUAUGACAACAAAGAAUGCACAAAGGGAAUGAUGCCAUUCAAAAACUUUUCACCUGAAAAAUUUAAAAAACAAGCAACCCAGUUUAUUCGUCAACUGGGAAUACUUUUGAAGACUGUUGUCAGGAUCAAGAGAGAUUCUCAGGGUCAGCAGAUGAUCUAUCCAUGGUACCCAGAAGGUACACAACAUAGUAAAAUCAACCUUGUGAAGCGCUAUAUUGAACAGAUAUUAAGGACAGACCAUUCCCGCAUUAAGAGGGCUACCUCAAUUGAAGGGACAAAAGUAUUUCUGGAAAUUGAUAAUAGAAAGUGUGAUAAUGAAGUCAGUAUGUGUUUCCACACAAGCAGUAGGGCUGCUGAAUUCAUUGCUGAAAAUAUCCGUAAUGGCUGGUCACCAGAAUUGAACAUUCACCGUAUUGGAGCUGAAGAUAUUACAACCAAAAGUACCACAUCUUUGAAACUGCUUUACAUAAUUGUAUCAUGUGCCAGUGUUUUUGCCAUAAUCUUUGUACUGAUGGCAGUAAUGUCCCGAAAGAGAACUCGAGGAGUAACUUGGUUUCCUGAAGGAUUUUUCUUCCCAGGUAAAGACACGCCUAAACACUCACAUCGACGCAAACCAGAUGGUGAAGAAAUGAAAAACUUACCCAAAGGUUUCAGUGUUCCACAUGAUUCAGUUUAUUCUAAAAAAGAUGCAAAUGACAACAGAUCCACACCAAUUACAGAUGCAUGGAAUGCAGAUGACUGUGACCAUCCACAGCACAAAAGAAUCAAAUUUGAUGAUAUUGGAGAAUCAAAUACUGAUACAAAUCAAGAGCUCGAUCAAAUGGAUACCAGGCAAUGGACACAGAGACAUUUUGAUGCAGCUAAUCUUCCUACUUCAAUUUUGGCACUGACACCCCCAAGGGGGGAUGACCAACAAGUUUCAAAUGAAGUUGAUGUUCGAGGUCCAGAUGGUUUCACACCGCUAAUGUUGGCAUCUUUCCGAGGCCAAGGACUAGAUACAGAUGGUGAUGAUGAAGGCUCUGGGGAAGGAGAAAAUGAUGACAAGUCAACAGGCAUCAUUACUAAUCUCUUAAUGCAAGGUGCAGCUAUCAAUGCACGCACUGAUCGCACUGGAGAAUCCUCUUUACAUCUGGCUGCCAGAUAUGCAAGAGCAGAUGCUGCUAAAAUAUUACUGGAAGCAGGUGCUGAUCCUAAUGCCCAGGACUGCACAGGAAGAACACCUCUUCACACAUCUGUCUCUGCAGAUGCACAAGGAGUUUUCCAGAUUCUACUCCGAAAUCGAUCGACUAAUUUGAAUGCUCGAAUGAACUGUGGUACCACCCCGAUGAUCUUAGCCGUACGUCUGGCCAUUGAACGAAUGGUUGAGGAUCUUAUAAACACUGAUGCUGAUAUCAAUGCAGCUGAUGAUUCUGGAAAAACUGCUCUCCAUUGGGCAGCUUCUGUGAAUAAUGUUGCUGCUGCCAAAGUCUUACUACACCAUGGUGCUAACAGAGAUGCUCAAGAUAACAAAGAUGAAACACCUUUAUUCCUUGCUGCCCGCGAAGGUGGCUAUGAAACAGCCAAAGUUCUUCUGGAUUAUCAUGCCAAUCGUGAUAUCACUGACCACAUGGACAGAUUGCCGAAGGACAUGGCAGCUGAGAAACUGCAUCAUGAUAUUGUUCGCUUGUUAGAAGAAUACAACGUGAAUCCUCAGCCUCCAUUACCCGUACACAACAGCAUUACAACAUCACCACCUUCCAUGUCAUUUGUGCAGCCGUCAGCAUCAAAGCAGAAACAAAGACCUAGAAAAACAUCAAAGAAUAACCAGCAGAACAAAGAGAGUCCAAACGGUCAACCAACUAAAGCAAAUGGCAAUCUCCCACCACAGAAGGGCAAACCUCGAAAAAAGAAGACAUCAGAUGUAAACAUGGUAAACAUGACAAGUGGCGACAUGCCCUGUGGAAAGUCCCCACAAAGUGUAGUUGAUGUUAUUUCCACAUUUGAUCCUAAUACCUGCUCAGGGCAGUUGGUUAUGAACCCAACAGUGGAUCCUGAAAUGGACCCCGUCUACCGCGAACGUGCUCUAAUGAGAGCUCAUUACACAAAAGCACCGUCUAAUUUUGAGGUGUCAACCAACUGGUUCAAUACACCACAGCAGCCACCUGUUGUGCCAAAUAUGCAGCAGCAGCCACCCCAACAGCAAGUACCACCUCAACAACCACCUCCUCCUCCUCCUCCACCUCCUCCUCCUUCCCAACAGCAAGUAUCUAAUACUUCUACAAUCAGUGCUCAUCUUAGAGUUCCAGUGGGCCCUCAAGCUGGAGUGCCCCAACAGCCAGCUAGUGUUCCAUCUCCAGUGAAACCAAAAAGCCUGCCAACAUCUCCUACUCAUUUGCAGGCAAUGCAACAACAUGCUCAACAAAAUCUAACUGCCCAACAAGAAAAGUAUCCAUUCCUGGGGGGUAACACUAAUAGUGGCAAUAGCACCACCCCAGAGAACAUGGGCCUCAUCUAUCGGCCAGAUAGCCACCUACCAAAAGUGUCCUCCCAGAUUCCACCUGGCAUUGAACAAUAUCCAACACCACCCUCACAACACAGUCAUGUCAGUAUGGAGCCUUCCCCUCAGCACCUGCAACCCAUUCCUCCAGAUCACUACCUAACUCCUUCACCAGAUUCACCUGGCCAGUGGUCAAGUUCAUCUCCACAUUCACCUGUGUCAGCUCAUUCAGACUGGUCAGAUGCUAGCCCCAUUCAAACCACCAGUCAUCAUACACAAAAUCGGAACAGUGUUCCUAAUACGUGGAGGUUCGUGGUAUUGUCGGACAGGAUCCCUCGGGUUCAUAUACUCAAGGAUGAGUAUCUUCACAUCGGCAAAAGUAAAAGUCCAGUUGAAAUUAUGUCGCAUGCCAAUGUUCAGGGUGAGUGUCUUCUCUCCGUCCGUAUUGUGGAACCGUUUAAACAGGGUGGGCUUAGCGGAGGGGUCAUUCUUGUAUGGUAUGACGACAUCGUGCGUUGUUACCGGAUGAGUCUGUCGUCGCCACUCUCCGAUUUACUCGUUUCCUCGAGCUGA